UGGAGACGUUUGGAGUUGCUCAGUUGCUCGGUUUCUUGGGAUUAUUUCACAUAUUUCCCAUUGGCACUCCUCGGCGCGUGUUAUUCAGUGUUUUGUUUGUGUUACCCAGCUCGCGUUGCCCCUAGAAAUAUUUGAAAUAUCGCGCAAUGGCCGCUUGCAGUGUGCAGAAUUGAAUCCGCGGCGGAUAUCUCGGGCACUCCGGCUCUACGGAUUCCGGAAUUUUGUGCAAGUUCUUUGGGGCCAGAGUGAAAUGAAAGCUGGCAAAAGUGAAACGCCCACAAGAAAAUCGGCGAGGUGCUGUUGCUGCUGCUGCUCUUGAAAGAAUCUAGCCAAACCACUUGGCCAAUUCCACAUACAUACACGACACUCACUCACACACUGCCAACAAAUUGGUAGAAGCGAAAUUUCACCCAAGAACAGGCUCCAAAAUCUUCGAUAGCCUGGCUAAUACUUUGAUUUCCGUUGGGAUUAAAUCGAGCUAUCGCUAGCUUUUGAUGGGGCAACAUCAUCACCAUCACCAUCUUCGCUGGCCGAGAACGUGAUCGCCUUCAGGCCGAGAUCGGAGUGAGCCAGCGCCGUCAUGGCGAUGUCACCUGUCUUGGAUGCGGCAGCCAUUGCCGCUCGCCGUGAUCUCAAUGGGAAUAAGACGGCAGCAUCAACACGAACGCGCUCUGGAGCCUCAUCGGCUACGAAUUCGCCGCGUAAAUCGAAAAAGACUAUAAUUAAUUGGCUGGUGAACAGCAGUGGCAACAGCAGUGCUGAUAGUGAAAACAAUAAUCCCAAAGCAAAUACCAAUCCGAAUCCGAAUCCAAAUCAAAAUCCGAGCGCGAAUCAAAAUUGCAGCUGUGAAUCGCGCGCCUUUCGCGAUUUCCGCGGUGUGCAAACUCUGCGUUUGCUGUGGAGCAAGCGCAUCAAGAGUGCCAGCGAGGAAGCCUCUGGCCCCGGCACCCACUCCCACUACCACUCCAACUCCUCCUCCUCGCUGGGCACCUUGAAGAAGCUGAACAAGAGCGUCAGCUGUCUGGUGAACGCCUUCAACAACUCAAGGGAUUGUGGAACACCGGAAAAAUCGUUGGCCAAACGCGCCGCCAGUUUGCAUAAUCUUCAGGAAACAAACACCAGAAAUCUUCAGCUGCAAAGGGAAAAGGAUAAUUUCUACAAGUACAAGAACGCCGAGCAGGCCAGGAUGCGGGCCAAAAUGAGGAGCGACCACAGUGAGGCCAGUGAAAAACGUUUAAAAAGUGACGACAGCACCAGCUCACCUGCCAUGGCAGUCUUAUCAGCUGCAGAUAAGGUGGAACCAGAGGUGGAGGAGGUGGCAGUGGAGAAUGAAGAGGAGGAGGAGGAGCAGGUCGAACUGCGGGCCAAGCAAGAGCGUAAUAGCGGCGAGCAUUUCAGUCUCAGCGCGGCGAGCGCCCUUAACGGCGGCGGCGGCAGUAGCGAUUCUGUGAACACCGCCCACUCUCGCGCCUCCCCCUCAAUCUCUUCCAGCGUCACAGCGACGUCAUCGGGCACAGGCCGUUCCGGGGGUCGACGCAAAUAUAGCUUUAAAACGCACGCCGGCAAGUCAUAUCUCCAGCACCAUCACUCAUCGCGACGGAUUAGCAGCAUGGAGUUGACGCACAGCUCCAGCUCUGGCGGCGGCGGCGGCGGUGGCAUCAGUCUGGUGGCCAAACUGACGCAGCAGUUUAACGAGAUCAUCCAGAAGGAUGCCCGACUCCUGGAGCAGGUCAAGCGGAACAAUGGCGUGUGGCUGUCACGCGGCACUCAUGUCUACAAGAUUGUGGAAAAGCAACCCGCCGCCGAGUCCAGCGAGGAGGGUAGCCGCAUCUCCAUGGUUCAGCGAAAUAUCAAAAAGUUUGAAAAGCUGGAGAAGCCCAGUGUACCGCUAAAGAGCGAGCAGUUAAUGCGGAAGCACCAAGAACUGAUGGCAAGUGGAGGCAGUGCCAGAGGGAGCACACUUUCGCGGGGUCCUCGGACCAAGAGGAAUCUCAAGCUGCCGCCGGGAAGUCCAGGUAUUCCCGAACUGGCAGUGGUCAGUGAGGAGGUCAAGACCCCCAAGGAACCAGCUAAGCAACCAAAGUUAAGCCCCACAGAGCCACUGCCCGAUGAGCAUCAAGAAGCUAAUGCUGAGAAGCUGCGAGAUGAGCUGAACUUUGUUGCAGGCGAGACAGAAGAGGAGGAGGAUCAGCGUCAAAAGCAAAGGAAGCACAAGUAUGCCACAAUCUAUGAGAAACUGCGGUUUACCUUUGCCAAGGGCAAGAAGUCAGCUAGUCCCUCACCCACGAAAGGAAGAUCAAAGGAGGAGGUGUCCCUGGAAGAGGAAGAUGUUUCUAAAGAGGAAGCUGUCAGGGAGGAACUUCCCAAAGAAAGAUCACUCAAAGAAGAAGCUCCAAGAGAAACAGAGCUAAGGUUAAACAUACCCAAGGAAGAGGUUCCAAAGAACGAGGAAAUUCCCAAGGAUGAACCUCCCAAUGAGGCCAUUCCAAGUACCCUAGAGGACCCCUCACCUGUUCUUCCCCUGCCCCCCUGCAUUGAUGCCGAUUCCAAAAUUCUGGACGCCCUCGAGGCUGUGGACGAUAAGCUUAAGGUGCUCAAUCCCCCAAGUGAUGUGUCCGCCCAGGAUGGCGAACUCCUACUAGGAGCCAACAAUGACUUCGAGCAGCGCAUCCUGCCCAACAAUUCCUUCGUCUAUCAGGCGGCUAACAAGCAGAUCUCCAACAAUCAGAUCCUGCUUAACCAGGCAGUGAAUGUCACCCUGGUCAAUGCCAUCGAGGGCGAGCAGAUGAUCAUGGAGCAGAAGCAGCUGAUGAAGGACAAGGCAGCGGGGCUCAAGGGGGAGCAGAAGAAAGAGGAGCUGCCGGAACCCGAAUCCAUCUACGAACCCAUCACACCCAUUGGCAGUGAAACCAAGACUGAAAUCCUGACCUCCAGCCUCUUCAAGAUAGUCGCUCAAAAGUCGGAGAUUGUGGAGGACAUAUACCAAACCGUGGAGGAGACAACCAAAACCAAAACCACUGCCAAGCCCAAGCUGAACAUCUGGCUGGAGGGCUACGAGUCUAUUGCCGGCUCCCAGGAGUCAUCUCCUCUAGCCUUUGAUGGCUACGAGUGCAUUGGCCAGGAGGAGAUGGCCAGUACGCCCAUAAUCCUAGGAACUGGCACCUUGGGCCGCAAUACUCGCGAUGAGCUCCCAGAGCUUCCCAUGAGAGUGCUGCCAAAAUCAGCGACGCCUCUGCGACCCGCUCCUCCCAAGCCGGGGGCCAAGGAAUCCGAGGAGGAUGAGAACAUCUACGACACCAUCAAGGGCUGCUACGAGUCCAUGCACUGCAAGACCUCCUCCUCGUCCUCAUCCAGUGGCGGAGCUACCAUCACCACAGAUGCCAUUUCCCUGGGCUCCAAUUGCUACGAGAGCAUCGCGCAUUUCCGCAAGGCUAAGAUGGCCACGGGACAGAACCAGGGAUCCGCGGGCAGCUGCAUCCAACUUUCGAGCAGUGGCUCUACUCUAACCAUCUCCUCGGACCACAAGACCAACAGCCUGUACGAGUCCUCGCUGGCGGCCAACGGUUGCGUGGUCUAUGGGAGUGCCAGUGUGGGUUGCCGUUCCUCUGUGGGCAGCAGUGCCGGAAGUCGGGACAGCGGCAAGCCAGGCGAUAAGAGAUCCUCCAUAGCGGGCUCGAGCGACAACAGCGAUGCCUGGGUGGACAUUUCGGACGGCGAGCAUGGACAUACGAGGGUGGAGCUGGCCACCGAGGCUCAGUUUAUUGUUGUUCGGGAACGGUUUAAGCCGCAUCGCACACGCAGCCCAGAUUGGUCGAAACGCAUCAGAGACAAAAGACUGCAGAAGAAGGCGAUAAGCUGCAUUGAGGACGACUCCGAUCACUACUACGAGACGCUGUCGCCCCUUGGGAACAAACGCCAUUCGACGCAGUUGCUGCGUCCUAACCAGGAAGUGGUUCGAACCAGCGGAAUCCGUGCAUCGCAGCGCCGCUCCAAGAAUCACUCCGCCUCCGCGCUUGCCCUGGGCGAGCAUGUGGUCAUCUCAGAUGACUACGACUCCUUUGAGACGGACAGCGAUGAUCCAGGCGAGGGAGAGCCGGAUCAGCAACAGCGAAAUCACAACGACAGCGGUGUGGAUAUGCGCAACCAUCGCCUGCCAAAGCCCCCUCCUGCCCAAAACCAAGUGUACGAGUUUGUACGCAAGUUCCGGGACUUUAUCUCCAGCAAGAAAUCGCCAAAGGGCAGCCAGCAAAAGCUGUACGAGAACACAACUGCGGCCACGCAGUUCUACGUGGAAAGUGGCAAGCGGCCAGCGGAGGUAAGGGAGUACGAGAACACAGAGUACGGACCGGAAAGGAAUACCACGACCACGAACCCGCACCAAGAGCUGCCGCCAGUGAUGAGAGCCAAGCAGAAGAACGGCAAGAGUCUGCGUUCCCGUAUUCGCAAGAGCUUGGUUGGAUCCAGCUUCGACACCAAGCACCUGGACUCACUAGCGGAAACACGAAGCACUUUUUAUGUGGAGGACCCCGAGGGAUUGCUGCCGACCUUGCAGUUGCCCUCCCCCGAGAUCCAUGGGUCUGGGGAACUGGAUUCUGGUUUCUGUGAGAAGGCCUGCACACCCACAGCCGAGUCGCAAAAGUUUUCCACAGUAGCCCGCAAAGCCAAGAAGGAGGCGAAGGCCACCAGGCGUCGCACCACCAUAGGACUGCGUCCCCAUGAUCCACCGCCCCCACCUCCGCCACCAAUUGGAGGCAGUAAGACACCCACAGAUACGGAGCUGCGAGAGCAGGAGCCUGGACAGACCACCUCAUGGUAUGCUGAGUGUGGGGUCUUCAAGCAGGCCAGUAAUUCGCUCAAUUCUCCGCGGGGCGACGAGCCAGUCACACCCACACCCAGUGCCGGAGGCAUUAGCUCCUGGUACGCAGAGUCGGGUCUUUACCAAACCAGCGGUAUAUCCGUGGCCAGCUCCAGCGGCAGCUCCGGCGUCUCCACAGGCAACGAGGCUGGUCUGGGCGACGAACUGAACCCGGAGCCGCACAGCCUGUUCUCCAACGAGCCCCUCUAUCAGAUGUACAGCGCCGCCAAGCUGGAGUCCAUCACACGUGACCUGGAGGCGCACGAGGGCUCUGCGGAUGGCUAUGAGGAGAUUGGCCAACAUGCCAAGCAGAAGACGGAGCCGCUGGCGAAGCCGCGACCCACCGCCUUGCAGCUGGUGGAGCCCAAAAACGGACCUUCCCGCACUCUGUGGAGCGAGAUCCCCGAGGUCAUUCAAUCCUGCAUUCUGCCCACCUUGACCAGCCGGGAGCGCAGUCUGCAGGAGGCCAAGUUCGAGAUCAUCACCUCGGAGGCCAGCUACCUAAAGUCACUGAACCUGCUGCGCCGCCACUUUAUGAACCACAGCGCCUUCGUGGAUACUUCCGUGCUGAGUGGGCGGGAUCGGAAGGCGCUCUUCUCCUACAUUGUGCCCGUGCACGAGUGCUCGGAGCGACUGCUUACCGAGCUGGAGGCCUGCUGGCAGGACAACAUUAUGCUCCUGGGGCUAAGCCGCUGCAUCUACGAGAUUGCCGAGCGGCAUUUUCACGUAUACGUGGCCUUCUGUGAGCAUCAGGGAAGGAUGGAUAGGACGCUCCGUCGCCUGAAAGAGUCCAAGGAGUCGAGUGCCUUCCAACAGCACUUGGAGCGGCUGGAGCAGAGUCCCAGCUGUUGCGGCCUCAACCUGCACUCGUUCUUGAUGCUGCCCAUGCAGCGCAUUACCCGGCUGCCGCUCCUCAUCGAUGCGGUGUUCAGCAAAGAGUCGCCGCUGAACCGCGAGGAGUACGAAAGCUGGAAGCUGACGCUGGCCCUGGUCCAGAAAAUAGUGGCACAGUGCAAUGAGGCGGCCAAUCGCUGGGAGCAGGCCUACGAGCUGGAGAGAAUCGCCCGCCAGCUGGAAUUCCCCUCGCACAUCCGUGCUCUUGCCAUUGCUCCGAUGGGCGUGCCGCGGGCGGGUGCCAAGCCACGCUUCCUGGUCAAGCGGGGUGAACUCACCCAUUUGAUUUGGCGCGGCGAGGACGCCAAGCUGACCUUUGGCAAGCGCCUGACCAAGGCUAGUAUCUACGCCUUUCUCUUCUCGGAUCUGCUGGUGCUCUGCAAGCGGCGUGGCGAGUCAUACUUCACAGUCUUUGACUAUUGCCCGCGGAGCAUGCUGACCCUGGCCGCUGGCGACACGCUGCCCACCAAGGACCUCAAGGAUCAGGCCGGCAAGAACCUCAUUCUGAUGACGCUGCUGGAGAACUGCGAACGCAAGACUGUCGAGCUGCUGCUGUCCUGCCCAUCGGUGUCCGACCAGCAGCGCUGGCUGCAGGCCAUGCGACCGCCCGAGGCGGAGACACCCGGCGAGAAGCUCUACGAGUCCUGGGACUGUCCUCAGGUGGUGGCAAAGCACAGCUACGAGUCCGACGAGCCGGAUGUCCUUCAGCUGGAGCUGGGCGAUGUCGUCAACGUUUCCCGCAAGCUGCCUGAUGGCUGGUACCAGGGUGAAAGGAUUCGUGAUGGCGCCGUCGGCUGGUUCCCAGGAAGCUACACCGAGGAGCUGAACUCGGCGCACGUCCGCGCCCGCAACCUUAAGCAGCGGCACCGCCUGCUCACCUUCACGGCCACUUAUCUGGAGGCGCAGAAGAGCAAGUGACCUGGCCAGAGGCCAAGGACCAGUCUUGAGCUGAGCAGGCGAGCAACGCCAACCAUAUAUAGUCCGAAAACCAACUCUAAGUGAACUACCAUAUACCAUUAUAUAUAUAUACACUUUAGGAAAUGUGAUAAUUAUUUAAUUCGAUGUCGAAGCUGAUGAAACGGGAAUCUUAACAAUUCUUCCCCUAGCGACUAAGCCAUAGCGAGUAGUUGUAUUUAUGUAUAAUUGUGUGUUGAUACGUAAGUGAAUUCUCGAUAAACAAAUAAAAAACUAAAGGAAAGAAAUAAAAGAUCACCAAGUGUGGAAAUAUUAUUAAAUUA
Drosophila kikkawai is the source of this 6987-nucleotide messenger RNA. It is a transcript of the gene Exn, whose product is annotated as Ephexin. Gene Ontology annotation, biological process: activation of GTPase activity. Gene Ontology annotation, molecular function: protein binding; guanyl-nucleotide exchange factor activity. NCBI's taxonomy places the organism in Eukaryota, Metazoa, Arthropoda, Insecta, Diptera, Drosophilidae. The record is from RefSeq and is a predicted model, not a curated record.